Messenger RNA from Anguilla rostrata (American eel), 1205 nucleotides. Its product is annotated as low-density lipoprotein receptor class A domain-containing protein 1-like. The record is from RefSeq and is a predicted model, not a curated record. Lineage: Eukaryota; Metazoa; Chordata; Actinopteri; Anguilliformes; Anguillidae. Gene Ontology annotation, molecular function: protein binding. The coding region runs from base 195 to 848 and encodes 217 amino acids. Gene Ontology annotation, cellular component: plasma membrane. The transcript has 6 exons.
GCAAGGAAAACUGAGACCGUUUCUUUUAAUGUUUUUGCAGGGUAGUAACCUAGUGACAAAUGAUCGAUGGCUCAGAGCUAUUAAACACCACUGAGAUGUUAGAAUUAUCUGUAGAACAGUUUGGUUGAAAGACGGACAAUAAGGCAGGAACUUGAGAUUUUAAUACUUGGACAACACACAAAAAUAAAAUAAAAAUGAAACCCAAUAAGACUCAUCCCAAGGCAUAUUUUGAUACCAAGGAAUUUGGGUCAGCUGUAACCCUUUUAUCCCAGGAAGAAGACUGUUGUGGGAAUUUCUCCAGCUUUAAGUGCUGUACCAGGAAAUGUUUCUGCAUCUCAGGCAUUGUGCUGUUAAGCCUGCUCACUGUUGCAUCUGGAGUCACACUCAUCAUGAUUUUUGGCAUUCCUCAACGUCCUCCUGUUAAUCGCUUCUGCACAACAGUCCAGAAUCUGUCAGGCUUCCUGUGUGAUGACAGAGUGACUUGUGUCAUGCCAUCUGAUGUCUGUAAUGGGGUUCAGAACUGUCCCAGUGGAGCUGAUGAGGACCCACUCAUGUGCAGUGACCCACCAAAAAACCUUCCAAGCAGACUAAUAUUCCAGUGUGGAAACCCUCAAUUCUGGAUUUUCAUUGACAGGAAAUGCAACUAUAUAAAUGAUUGUGGGGAUUGCUCAGACGAAAUUGGUGCCUAUGCAGAUUGCCCUGCCUGUGGGCCAGGGUGGUGGCCCUGCACCUCUGUGCUGUACAAAUACUGUGAGUGUAUCCCUCAGUGUUUGUGCCAGGAUGGUCGACAGGAGUGUUUCGACUGGUCUGAUGAGUACACUUGCACCAGAACUGCUUGUGCUGAGUGAUGUCACUACGAUCGAUAUAUAUAUAUAUAUAUAUAUAGAUCUUAAGUUACUUUAUUAAAUGCAAUUGCUAUAGUGACAUCACACCCAUACAUACUUGUUGAACAUCUCAUUCCAAAACCAUGGGCAUUAAUAUGGAUUAGGACCCCCUUUGUGGCUGUAACAGCCUCCACUCUUCUGGGAAGGCUUACCAGUAGAUUUUCACAAGAAGCAACUAUAUUUAACCAAAGAUUAAAUAUAAAUAUGAAUUCAAUAUUCAUUGUUUACAUACAUAGUUUGUUGGCCAAAAUACAAUAUGAAUAAUUCACAUUGGUUAUAUUGCUUCCUAAGUAUUUUUGCUGAUAACUUACUGUAUGCUAC